This is a messenger RNA of Aplysia californica (California sea hare), 1183 nucleotides long. Its product is annotated as pancreatic lipase-related protein 2-like. The transcript has 6 exons. Bases 388 to 1167 code for a protein of 259 amino acids. Lineage: Eukaryota; Metazoa; Mollusca; Gastropoda; Aplysiida; Aplysiidae. Gene Ontology annotation, molecular function: lipase activity. The record is from RefSeq and is a predicted model, not a curated record.
UCUCUCUCUCUCCAUCUCUCUAGUGAGCUUCUUUCAGCCCGGACUGGUUCUGACAUGCAGUGCUGAAGCAGUCAGUCAACUUAAUCAUUAUCUGAAUUGUGUUGAACAUGACACAGAACAUUUGCAAUGAUAUUUAUUUACGCCUAGUGAUGGAGAAUAUAAGCCCAAAACAUGCUAUUAUCGUUUCUAUUAAGCCCCUUCCUGCUAUUUCGUGUCGGAUCGAUAAUUAUUUCACGGAAGUAGUUACCAUGUACAUCAUUAGUCCAGGUAUAAAUACCACCCAGGCUCGACCCAUACAUCGGAUGUGGGUGACCAGCAGCCCCUAGCCAUUAUCAAUUUGUCAGUCGUUAGUACAGACCAGUGGCCAGGGACGGGAAAAAAGGAAACAUGUCAAGACUAACAACUAUUCUAGCACUUUCCUUUUUCCUCUUUGGUCUUGUGUUGUCUCUCGACGACUUUUUAGACUGCCCAGGCAAUGAUGGAUUUUUCCACUUUUUCCGUCGCUGCUGUACCAGCGAUGAUCUCCCUAAUGGCUGUGAGUGUUUCGACACUUCUUACUUAUCCCCCUUCACCAACUCCGGCUUCCAAUUGCCAUCGUGCCCAAACCGCAUCGAUGCCAGCUUCAAACUCUUCAAUCCCUCCAGUAAAUCUGGAUCCAUCAUCAAGGCUGACAAGGACUGUGUUUCUGACAGCGAGUUCGACCCUUCCCUUCCUACCCGUGUUGUCACUCAUGGCUUCACCGAGUCCGGAAGCACCUCGUGGAUGUUGGAGAUGAAAGAUGAGUUUCUCAAACUCGAGGCGUGCAACGUCAUCUUGGUGGACUGGAAACGGGGGGCAAGGGCACCUAACUAUAACCAAGCUGUGGCCAACACCAGAGUUGUCGGUGCUAUGAUCGCUCGUCUUGUUGAUGACUUGAACAUCUGCAAAAAUGCUGAUUUCCAGGAUUUUCACCUGAUCGGUCACUCCCUGGGUGCACAUGUCAUGGGCUACGCCGGGGAGGAGAUAGAGAGACUGAGAGAGGUGAAGCUGGGGCGGAUUUCAGGUCUUGACCCAGCAGGCCCGAAGUUCGAUGGGUAUUCCACGGUGGUGAAAGUGGACGAGUCAGAUGCCAGCUUUGUGGACAUCAUACAUACAGAUGCUGAAGAUUGGUUGAGCCCUGGUCAGUAGUGUGUGUGUGUGUGUG